AUGUCGUCGCCCAUGGCCAUCAACCCACCUCGGAGCAGGAUUCUCAGCAUCCUGUUUGCUCGCGUGCUGAAUCUAGGAGUUGCAAAAGAGAAAGCGGAAGAAGCUCUGGUGCCGCAAGUGCUUAGUCGGCGAGCGGUGGGCUCCAGGCUUACUCCCCAGAUCCGCUGGAAGAAGCUGCUCUUCGUGUUGCUUGCGACAUCUGCCAUCCUCGUGGGGAAGACCCGUUUUGAAGAGGCGUCGGGCAGCAACAAUGCUGUGGGUAGAAGAGAAGUGCCAGGAACGCGUCUCUGGACCGGUGGAGACUGCUCCUCCGGCCUGCGGUUAGAGGACAUGCUUCACAGGAACCUGGGAGGCUACGGCCCCGACAGCGGGGAGGAGAGCAUGAUCUUCCGACUCGUAGGUGGCAACGGUACAGAAGUUGAGAUGGUGAUGGUUGCGCUGAACAGUGAUUUCCACCUCUGGAAGCCCCAUAAGAUGGGAAUCAAGGACGGCUUCGGCGUUGUCACCACGUCUGGUUUAAGCAGGCUUGUGGCCAACGUGAGCUUCCGGUCGUCGAAGACGAAACACGCGGUGACGCUCCCUCAGCUUGCAUUAUCGUUUUAUGACAUUCACAUGAGGCAUAAGGUGAAUAGCAGGAAGGCUGUGAAGAUUCUGGAUGUGGUCGGCAACUGGACUGAUGUCGUCCGCACAAACAAUUCAGUUGUUGCUCUUCAUCAGAACAUGACAGAGGGCAGCGUGACGUUUACUGCUACCGACCGCGGAGCCCUGGAGGAUCUCACAGACCCUGAGCAUAUCAGCCUGGCCCAUUUCAGCAGAGUUGUUUCUUUGCACUUCUCCCACGUCCACAGCUUCAAGCUUGAGCUUCAGAGCGGCGCGGGCAGCGGCCAUCAGCCCUUUCAGUUCACAGCUGAAGCGGCCGUACUCUGCGCGGCAACUCCUCAGGGACAACAUCCAGCAGCAGACUUCAUUCAGAACCAUCAGCUGCAGGAGUCUUUGCGCGAAGAGCAUGGAGAAGUUGCCAUUCGCGCAGGGAAAGCUGCCUUUCAAAGCUGGCUAGUUGCCCCAGGUGAUGUGGUGGACGAGAGUGAUAGAGAUGCCUUACAGCCCGGCACAGCUUUGAUGGUGAUCAAGCUUAAGUCCAGGAUACCCUGGACUCUGCUUGCUUGGGUCAUGGGUGGAUGUGGCUGCGCGGCCGUCAUCGUUGCUAUUGUGUGCUGUUCCUCUUCGCCAUCGAAGCCACCACCGCCACUGGUUGUGGGAGAGAACGAUGCUGUAGUCCUAGAGUUCCGAACGCCAACGGGCUGGUUGCAGACAGGCAUAUGGAGAAACAAGCCUUUGGGUUUGGGCUUCCAUCAGUCCCUGCCCGCCGUUGUGGCCUACGUCAGCGAGGACGCAAUGCAGUAUGGGGUGGUUGAGGAUGACGAGCUCGUGAGACUCGGCACCGAAAGCCAGGGACUGCGGCCUAUCUCGCACAAGUCUUACGAGGAGUUCUGGACGCAGCUGUGUGACUUAGUUUCGCAACUUCCCGAAGUGCCGCGCCUGAUGCUGGAGUUUGAGACCUCCCAUGGGAUUCACCGGCAGAUCGAGUGGAAGACGAAGCCAUUAGGGGUGUCCUUCGACCAGGUCAUGCCGAUGAAAGUGACCGAAGUUCACGAGGAGGCCUUGCAUUUAAACAUUAAAGUGGGCGAUAAGCUCAAGCGCUACGGCUUAGAAACCAACAACCUGCAGACCACAGAGGGCAAGACCUUCGAUGAGGUCUUCAGUGACAUCUCUGGUCACAUGGCAAACUUCCCCACAGCCAUUCGCAUGAUAUGCGAGUUUGAACUGCCGGACAAGACCGUGAGAGAGUUCAUGUGGCAUGCGAAGCCUUUAGGCCUUGCCUUCGGCUCUGACUCGCCACCGGUGGUCUCGAAAGUCACCUUUCCUGCAGAUAAGAAGGGCGUGAAGGAAGGAUACAUCCUCAGGCGAUUCGGAAGCGAUUACCGCAUGAUGGAGGCGACAGAGGAUAGAAGCUACAGCCGCACCAUGGCGGACAUUCAGAAGUUCGAGAAACUGCUUCCGGACGCGAGAAGCGAAGUGGUGGAUGCAUGGUGA
Molecule: messenger RNA, 2094 nt
Organism: Symbiodinium pilosum
Lineage: Eukaryota; Dinophyceae; Suessiales; Symbiodiniaceae
Source: the annotation of a GenBank genome assembly